GAGGCAGUUACCGUACAGCACUGUAUAGAGGCGCAGCAGGGUUUGAAGCUGGAGCACUUGUUCUCAGCCCUGCAAGUGCACUGACCUGCUCAACAUGGGCUCUUCACAGUCUGAACUGCGCCAACACCAGCUCCAGGAUCUCUCGGAUAAAACAGGCUUUUCUCCGGAUCAGAUUGCAAACCUGCACAAACGGUUUAAGAACCUGUCCAACAACAGCGACACCUUAAGCCGAGAUGACCUGGAGAACAUCAGCGAUUUGACCUUUAACCCCAUUCGAAGCCAGCUCAUCAAUGCCUUCUUCGACAAAAGGAAUUUCAGGCAGGACGAGGUGGGCACUGUGGAGGAGAUCGGCUUCGAGGAGUUCCUCACCGUCAUGUCACACUUCAGGCCACUCAAACAUAACCUGACGCAGGAGGACAAAGAGAAGAUUAGAAUAGAGAAACUGCGCUUUCUCUACAACAUGCACGACAAAGACAACGACGGCUUCAUCACUCUGGACGAAUACAGACAUCUUGUAGAAGAGCUGCUGUCCAAAGCUGCUAUAGAAGGAGAAACAUCUAAAGCCAUCGCAGACGCUGCGAUGCUCGAGGUCGCGAGUGUCACCAUGGGUCAGAUGGCUCCUGAUGAGGUUUAUGAGGGAAUCACAUUUGAACAUUUCCUUCAGAUUCUGGAAGGUGUGGAGAUCGAGUCCAAGAUGCACAUCCGCUUUUGGGACACGACAACGCUGAACUGUAGAAAGUAAAACAUUUCCACACGAGAUGAACCUCGUCGUCGUCGCCGCCGCCAAACCUCCGCAUCACAUUCUGACCUUUCUACUUCCUCUUCGAACGUCACCGAACCUUCCAGUGCUGCUCCGCAACCGACACCUGAACGGGUCGGACGAGAUGAACGGCAUUUCUUUGAACAUACCUUUUAUCUGACGCUUGAGACACUCAUGCAGGUGUUGAGGGAAACGAUAGAGCACGGCCGAAAGGAGAGACCGUUUGGGGCAUAAUAUAUUAAUCCCUUUAGCCUUAGCUAUUUCGGGUGCCUUUGAGUAGAGGUUAAAUUCUGCACUAAAAGCGUAUUAGCAAUAGACACACACACACACACCGAUAAGUAUUUCAACAUCACCUUGGUCCCGUUUUAAAGGUUAGACAAAUAUAUUUUAAAAUGUUUUUAGUUUAACAAUUUCACAUUCAAGACAUCUUUUGCUUUUUGGUGUUUGUUUAGUUCGAGAGUUUGUUGACGCGUGAUGGAAGCCGACCUCACUCCGACUCUGUGCUGUAAAUAUCUGAAACAGAGGAAAUGUUCAUGUUACCCUCUAUACAUCCCUCUAUUCGUCUUUCCUUCGUCGUCAUGUAACUCCCCAUUACAGGUUGCAUUAUUUACUGCCCAGUGUCUUCUAAAUGAGGAUGAAGUUCACUUCUGAGUCUGGUUCCUUCUCAGGGAGUUUGUCCUCACCACCGUCGCCUCCGGCUUUCUCGUUAUGGAAGGAUGUUAGAGAUAAAGAUUCAUUUCAUUUUAAACAUUACAAUUUUUAUUCUGUUUCUAUACUUCUAUAAAGCAGGGGGGGCACGGUAGCUUAGUGGUUAGCACGUUUGCCUCACACCUCCAGGGUUGGGGGUUCGAUUCC
Molecule: messenger RNA, 1615 nt
Organism: Tachysurus fulvidraco (yellow catfish)
Lineage: Eukaryota; Metazoa; Chordata; Actinopteri; Siluriformes; Bagridae
Gene: tesca
Product: tescalcin a
Exons: 8
Coding region: 95-742 (215 amino acids)
Molecular function (GO): calcium ion binding
Source: RefSeq, a predicted model, not a curated record